Paramecium sonneborni is the source of this 453-nucleotide messenger RNA. NCBI's taxonomy places the organism in Eukaryota, Ciliophora, Oligohymenophorea, Peniculida, Parameciidae. The record is from the annotation of a GenBank genome assembly.
AUGAAAAUCAAUUUAGAAAAUUAUAAAAGUAGAUGCUCAAUUUUAGAGAAUAAAUUAAAAUAAACUCAGUAAUGUAAAUUAAUAUUUUUAGAGAUGAAUCAAAAUGCUUAGAAUUAUAAAGAAAAAUAAAAAAAUAAAAUGAUUAAAUCGAGUUAUUGAAGAAAGAAAACUAUGAUAUGAAAUAAUAGUUGAAUUUAUAUAAUAAUCUUAGUAGCAUUCAUUAAAUUUAACAAGAAGAUAAAUUAUUAUUUCAGAAUAAGUAAUUAAAUUUAUAAUUAUAAUAGAGAUAAAUUAAAUGAAACUAUUUAAGAGUUAGAAUAUGAAAAUAAAUAUUUAUAAUAAGUUAUAGAAAUUGAUAAAUAAAAGAUGAAUAAUAUAGAAGAAAAACUUAAUUUAUUAACAAAAGAGAAUUAGAGAUUGACAGAAAUAGUUAAAAAUCGUCAUAAAUAAUGA